Molecule: messenger RNA, 708 nt
Organism: Dovyalis caffra
Lineage: Eukaryota; Viridiplantae; Streptophyta; Magnoliopsida; Malpighiales; Salicaceae
Source: the annotation of a GenBank genome assembly
AUGUUCGGUGUUGUGUUCCCCAACCGCAGUUUCCCAAUGGACAUAUCCGCUUUCUCACAAAUCGACACUUUUCAUUGGAUCCUCGACAUGAACACUUUUGUAGGUGAAGCAUAUGAUCAAGUACGAGACAUUUGUAUUUUUCUUUUAAACAGCUUUACUCUUCCACCGGAUAAGGCUCUGGCGGUGUAUAUUCAGUCUCCGGGGUCAGAAUUUCAGUUUUGUGGGGCGGUGACAAUAACGCGCCCUUCCGCGGUUUUGACGUUGAAUUGGCCGGAACCUGGGGGUCAGUUGCAGCUGACAGGGCCGGAUACGGCACCCCUUUCGGCCAAAAUUGGGGUUUCGGUGGAGAAUUUGGCGUCAUUGCCUUCGCUGGACGUGGCUACGGAGAAAGGGGUUGAGAGGGUUGCGAUGAAAGUUGGGGAGAAUUUGUUUAAUUAUAUGCAGUCGUUUUGUGGGGUUGAUGGGAGUAAGUUGAUUGUUCCUAUGGAUAUUUUGGAAAGGUGGUUUAAGAAGUUUCAAGAACGGGCAAAAAGGGAUCCUGAUUUUUUGAAGAGUUUUCGGUUGGUUUAUGAUUCACUUGUCCUGCCUUGGCAUCCAUCUGUGGUUGUGAUCAUCGGGGUCUAUAGUGAAGUCUUUUCUCUCAAUAUUUCCGAAGGGAAGUAUGAGAUAGCUGAUAGGAUAUCCUGCAUAGCUAUGUCAAGUUUAUGA